Molecule: messenger RNA, 405 nt
Organism: Penicillium concentricum
Lineage: Eukaryota; Fungi; Ascomycota; Eurotiomycetes; Eurotiales; Aspergillaceae
Exons: 5
Coding region: 1-405 (134 amino acids)
Source: RefSeq, a predicted model, not a curated record
AUGGUUAGAAAACCUAACGGAGGCCGGUACGAACUACGAAUCUAUUGUGAAUAUAAACCCGGCAAUAAAUUCAACCUUCUAGGCCUAAUAAAGUGCCUUCUAAUAACUAAGGACUUAGAGCUAGCCCACCGCCGGCUUAGCCAUGCGGGAAGCUACAAAGGCAGAGUUAAUAAAGAUAAACUAGGCAUUGAUAUCGGAGGAGAACAUUAUAACUACGAACCUUAUAGAAAGGGGAAGUUAAAGAGAAUUGUGUCUCUUAAACCGAAAGGAAUCAAUAAAACUGAUAGCAAGGCUAAUCGAGAAUACGCUCUAAUUAUCACCGACGAUGUAACACGUUUCCGCACGGUGAUAUACAUUGCUAAAAAGAGUGAUUCCUCGCCUACUCUCCAGAAAUGGAUAAACUAG